Molecule: messenger RNA, 1929 nt
Organism: Neltuma alba
Lineage: Eukaryota; Viridiplantae; Streptophyta; Magnoliopsida; Fabales; Fabaceae
Product: probable GABA transporter 2
Exons: 7
Coding region: 261-1616 (451 amino acids)
Source: RefSeq, a predicted model, not a curated record
GUCAUAUUAUAACAUCAGAGACAUUUCCAAGAAAUAUUCCUCUUCAGCCUGCAGUUUCAGGCUCCGAUGUUCUCCUACUUCUCAGUUCUCAGUUUCUCACCGCAUGCUCUUCUUCCAAUCUCCACAUUUCCAGGCGAAUGAUACGCUAGACGUCCGACGACCAAAUUGAAGUGUGCACGCAACAAUAUAUCAUAUACUUGUUUGCACUCUGCACGUCAAAAAGUUCAAAUCCCUCACCCGUCACUCCUAAAUCCCCAUCUAUGACGAUCCCUCCGAAGGACGCCGUCACGGACAGCCCCCGCGACGACGACGCCGGGGCCGCUUUUGUCCUUCAGUCUAAAGGUCAGUGGUGGCAUGCGGGGUUCCAUUUGACGACGGCGAUCGUCGGACCCACCAUACUGACGUUGCCUUACGCCUUCAGAGGAUUAGGAUGGGGACUGGGGUUCUUCUGCUUGACGGCGAUGGGCGUCGUCACCUUCUACUCCUACUUCCUCAUGUCCAAAGUGCUUGAUCACUGCGAGAAAUCCGGCCGCCGCCACAUACGUUUCCGGGAGCUCGCGGCAGACGUCUUGGGGUCUGGAUGGAUGUUCUAUUUUGUAAUAUUCAUUCAAACGGCAAUCAACACCGGGGUUGGUGUGGGCGCAAUUUUGCUGUCGGGCCAAUGCCUUGAGAUUGUGUAUUCCAACCUUUCGCCACAUGGGUCCCUCAAAUUGUACCAUUUUAUAGCAAUGGUGACAGUGGUAAUGAUAGUUCUCUCUCAGCUCCCAACCUUCCAUUCUCUACGACACAUCAACAUGGGUUCUCUUCUUCUCAGCCUAGGCUAUAGUUUCCUAGUGGUCGGGGCUUGCAUUCACGCAGGUUUAUCAGCAAAAGGCCAUUCAGCGGACUAUUCCCUAGAACCCAGAAAGUCUGCACGGGUUUUUAGUGCCUUCACUUCCAUCUCCAUAAUUGCAUCCAUAUUUGGGAAUGGAAUUCUGCCCGAGAUACAAGCAACUCUAGCACCACCUGCAACUGGAAAGAUGGUCAGAGGGCUUUUCAUGUGUUAUAGUGUGAUUUGCGUGACUUUCUACUCUGUUGCAGUGUCUGGAUAUUGGGUGUUUGGAAACAAGUCCAGUUCAAACAUUCUUAAGAGUCUAUUGCCAGAUGAGGGACCCUCUUUGGCUCCAACUUGGGUACUUGGCCUUGCUGUCAUCUUCGUUCUUCUUCAACUCUUCGCGAUUGGUCUGGUUUAUUCUCAAGUGGCAUAUGAGAUAAUGGAGAAGAAAUCAGCUGAUGUGAAGCAGGGGAUGUUUUCCAAGAGAAAUCUCAUCCCUCGCUUAAUUCUUCGCACAAUUUACAUGAUACUAUGCGGGUUUGUGGCAGCCAUGCUCCCAUUUUUUGGGGACAUCAAUGGUGUGGUUGGUGCUCUUGGUUUCAUCCCUCUGGAUUUUGUUCUUCCUAUGCUUCUGUACAACAUGACGCACAAGCCUCCCAAGUCAUCCUUCACCUAUUGGAUCAACAUGUCAAUCAUUAUCGUCUUCACCGGUGCAGGAAUUAUGGGCGCAUUCUCUUCCAUAAGGAAACUGGUUCUUGACGCCAACCAGUUUAAGCUCUUUAGUAGUGAUGUUGUUGAUUAAACAAAUGUGCACAUAAAUCAUGUAUACUACAGCGACUGCACAAAUUUGCUGGACUUCUUUGGCUUGCCUCAGUACAUAUGGCUCUUUCUAAGUUGUGAAACAGAAGACAGAGCUAAAAAGAUAAAGCACUGUCCUCAGCGUUGGUCUUGCACUGUUUGCUAGGCUCGGCACUCAGCAAAGGGAGCCUGCAAUUUGUGUUCCAAGUAUUACUGCCGUCAAUGUGACCAGAAAGUUUUUAAUGAAUGAAGUCAAUUUAUAAUUUUGUAAUUAAAUUCAAAAGAAGUAUAUCACUCGCUGUGGUUAUUUUUAACUG